Messenger RNA from Penicillium brasilianum, 1194 nucleotides. The record is from the annotation of a GenBank genome assembly. NCBI's taxonomy places the organism in Eukaryota, Fungi, Ascomycota, Eurotiomycetes, Eurotiales, Aspergillaceae.
AUGGCCGACCAAACGAAUGCCUUUGAGGCUCUGUCAAGCGAUAAUCGCGGUCCUAUCAUCACCUUGACCUCGGUGUCUCUUCUGAUUGUGGCCAUCAUCUUUGUGCUGGCCAAGUUGAGUUCGGCAUUCUAUUUCAAGCAGCGACGGACAACGGUCAACACUCCCAUCUGGGUCGCUUUGGUUCUUUCCACUGUUCAGGUCGUUGUCUUACAGGAGGCUGUUGACCAUGGACUGGGGAAGCACGAAGACCGACUUAGCAAGGGCGAUAUUCAGGCCUGGAACAAGUUUGCCUUUACUGCUCACAUUCUGCACGUCAUGGUCUUGUCGCUCUCGAAAAUGUCGACCCUCCUGCUAAUCUGGAAGUUAACGCCGAGCAAAAUCCUGCGUCGCAGCUGUAUAAUCACUGCUGGUAUUGGGAUCGGGUGGGCGAUCUUCGCAGUGUUGGGUAUAGCUUUCCAGUGUGAGAUGCCCGACCCGUGGCUAUACUCCCCUCAGCGAUGUGCUGGACAGGGAGCUAUAUUCUACCCAAUCGCAGUCUUGAACAUCCUCACAGAGAUUAUCCUUGUGGUCUUACCGUUCUUCAUGAUGCGGAAUGUCCAGAUGGUCUUGUCUAAGCGGGUGAAGAUCCUGAGCUCCUUCUCUUCGCGCCUAAGUAUCGUCGGCCUCGGAAUCGCCCACCUGACUCUCCUACCUUCGUUCGUCCACUCAACCGACGUCUCCUGGGAUAUCGUGAACUGGGAAGUAGUUGGUCAAGGAAUGAUGCUCACAACCGUCAUAAUCGCCUGCGUCCCGACCCUCUACCACAUCUUCGCCGGCCUACACUCCGGCCUAACCACAACCCAAAUCCCCGACGCGAUCGGGCUCGAGCUCCCCCGAACCAAGGCCAGCGGGUAUAUCAAUCCGUCUUCUUCGUGGCCAAGCCAGUCGCACUCGCAGUCGCAGUCGCGUGGGCGAUCGAGGAUGAGUGGGCGGCCCAUGUUUGAUGUGUGGAGAGGUCAGACCGCGGUUAUCACUGAGGUUUCAUCGGGUCGAGAUUUAAAUCAGAAAGAUGAUGCUGCUAGGCGGUCUAGCUCGAGUGACGGGACGGAGAGCACGAGGCAUCUGACACAGGAUGCUCAGGGGAAGGGAUCGGUGCUGAGGACGGUAGAUGUUACGGUGGAAAUUGAGGAGCAUGAUCAUUGGAACCGGCGUUGA